This is a messenger RNA of Erinaceus europaeus (western European hedgehog), 1385 nucleotides long. RefSeq names its product FKBP prolyl isomerase family member 6 (inactive) (gene FKBP6). The record is from RefSeq and is a predicted model, not a curated record. Lineage: Eukaryota; Metazoa; Chordata; Mammalia; Eulipotyphla; Erinaceidae. Bases 107 to 1162 code for a protein of 351 amino acids. The transcript is spliced from 8 exons. Gene Ontology annotation, molecular function: peptidyl-prolyl cis-trans isomerase activity; protein binding.
GGUCACAUGCCCGCCCCUAGCGUCACAGGCCCCGCCCUAGACGUGCCGUGCGCCCUCGCCUUCGCCCUAGUCGUCAUCUUCCCGGUACAGCCGUUGCUUCGCAGCCAUGACCUCGACCUCCACCUCCACUUCCACCUUGCGACCGGGACCCCAAGUGUCCCUGUGGGGAGAAGACGGAAAGUCCCCGUACCAGAGGCUGAGCCAGAGGAUGCUGGACGUGACGGGGGACCGCGGGGUGCUCAAGGACGUGAUCCGCGAGGGCGCCGGCGAGCUGGUGGCCCCCGACGCCUCGGUGCUGGUGAGGUACUCGGGCUACCUGGAGCACAUGGACAAGCCCUUCGACUCCAACUCCUACCGGAAGACGCCCAGGCUGAUGAAGCUCGGGGAGGACAUCACGCUGUGGGGCAUGGAGCUGGGGCUGCUGAGCAUGCGCAGAGGGGAGCUGGCGCGCUUCCUCUUGAGUCCGCGCUACGCCUACGGGGCGCUGGGCUGCCCCCCGCUCAUCCCCCCCGAGGCCACCGUCCUCUUCGAGAUCGAGCUGCUCGACUUCCUGGACUCUGCCGAGUCCGAUGAGUUCUGCGCCCUCUCGGCCGAGCAGCAGGACCAGUUCCCGCUCGACAAGGUCCUCAAGGUGGCGACCACCGAGCGCGAGUUUGGCAACUACCUCUUCCGCCAGAAGCGCUUCUACGACGCCAAGGCGCGCUACAAGCGGGCCUUGCAGCUGCUGCACCGCAGGUCUGGGCCCCCAGAAGAGCGCCCCCUGGUGGAGGAGGCCCGGUUGCUCGUCCUGCUCAAUCUGUCCCUCACCUACCUGAAACUGGAACGCCCAACCGCUGCCCUGCGCUGUGGGGAGCAGGCCCUGCGCAUCGAUCAGCGGAGCGCCAAGGCCCUGUUUCGUUGUGGGCAGGCCUGCCUAUUCAUGGCCGAGUACGAGAAGGCCCGGGACUUCUUGGUUCGAGCCCAGAGGGAGCAGCCAUGCAACCAUGACAUCAACAAUGAGCUGCGCAAGCUGGCAUGGUCCUUGAUGUCCCCACAGCGAGAGCGAGGAGGCCGCUGGAGCAGACGGCGCUGUGACCUGUGUGUGUGGCCUGGGGUCCAAGUCCCGGCCUGGCUCGGGGUGGGGGUAUCUGGGCCCGUUCCAAAGUGGGAGCAUAGCUACUGACAAGUCUGAAAAUGCUAGUUAUUAGAAGCUGCUAUCUGGAUUUGCUUCUUUUUCUCUCUUUCAAAUUCUUUCACAGCGUUACUUUUUUGGCUUUUCUCCCAGCCGGCAACCCCCUGGCGGCUGAGGUCCCUGGGGAUGGGCACAUAGAGGGCUCUGUUUGGGAGAGAAUUAGGUUACAGAUGUUUUUGUUCUAAAUAAAUAAAACACUUCCUUGUCCUUGGAA